ACCUUAGAAGUUGCAGGGACUGUGCCACUCAGUUUACAUUUGUGUUUAGGUUUGUUCACUUUGCUGGGAAAAAGCCUGAUUCUGUUUUUUUUUCUGUUUAACAGAAAAUAGUUUUAUUUUAGGAAGCAGCAACUAGGAGAUGCAACAUGACUUUCAUCUGGACUAUCAAUUUUUGUUGCGGCUUUGUUCUGCUUCUUUCCUGUCUACAGCAGGCCAACAGCUACACACCUGCGUAACAUGGGCAGCUUCAUCCGAGCCGUGCAGCAGGUGGAAGACUCCAACCCUGGUCUGUCCCCUUUAGCUCUGGUCAGGGCCCUGAGGAGGACCGCCGGCCAUGACGAUGUGAUGACCAUCCAUUUCUUGGGUGCAUCCUAUAAUCUCACCGACACUGACGUCCUAGAGACGGCCAUUCUCAACGCCUCAUCCUUCAGCUUUUUUGACAAGGCCACCCACCACAUUGUAACAGACCAUGGAGAGGAACGAGGGGUGGUUCUCGCUCCAGACGGCACCACAGUAGCCCUCGCGCCCUUACUGCUAGGGAUUGAGUCAGGACUAAAAGCAAAGAUGGAGGGGACGCCAGCUGUUGGACUCUUCCCUCUUACCUUAGGCAGGACGCUGGGUCUGUCCUUCCUCAGCCUCCAGGACUUCCCAUCAUCUCUUCGUCUGGGGCCUAAUGGGUGCUGGGACAGCGUGGAACAGCCUAAGAUGUUCAAGCUGUCUCGGCCUGCCACUCUGGCUACUGAUGCUGUUAUUAAUGGAGGCAUGGAUGGAGCAAUACUGGGCAUGCACCUAAGCAAACUAAAUGGAUCUGAACAGCCGCAAGCCCUCAGUGAGAUUUUGAAAGGAUACUAUAGUUUUACUUUGCAGGAGGGACAGGGUCUUGAUGCUGUGACCAGCCAUGUCAGCCCGAGGCGAAGGGAGAUCUCUAGAUCCAUUCUGGAGCCACUUAAUCUUCAUAGACAGGUGAUGGAGACGCUAACAUUGGUCUGGAAGUUGGAGAAGACAGAAUGGAUUGCAAUGGACACUGGAGUGGGGAAGGCAGUGAAGGAUGGCCUGCAGGCAUUUGUGCACAAGUACUGGGACUGCCCUCAAAUUAUCCCUCGCUGUCAGUGGGGGGCAAAAGCCUACCAGAGUACACCUAUCCCACUGUCUCUGCCUGUCGAAUUUCUUUAUAUUCACCACACCUAUGAACCAUCCUCGCCCUGUUUAUCAUUCUCAAAGUGCUCUCGCGACAUGAGGGCCAUGCAGCGUUUCCACCAGGAGGACCGCGGUUGGAGCGACAUAGGAUACAACUUUGUGGUUGGCUCUGAUGGUUAUGUCUAUGAAGGCAGAGGAUGGAGCCAACUUGGCAGACACACCAGGGGGCACAAUGCUAUCGGGUAUGGCGUGUCAAUCAUUGGUAACUAUACUGCCACCCUGCCAUCUCGCCAUGCCAUGAACCUGCUGCGCCAUCGUUUAAUCCAAUGUGCAGUCAAUGGAGGAGGACUGGCUGCCAACUUCACCAUCCAUGGUCACAGACAGGUGGUGAACUACACCUCCUGCCCAGGAGAUGCCUUCUUUUCAGAAAUAAAAAGCUGGGAACACUUCAGGGAAUGACAGCUCCCACUGCCACUUUGGGAUUCUUACAGUAACAUUCAUUAAUGGUUCACCAGGGUAUGAUAACUGUUUACUUAAUUUUUAAAAUAGUUUAACUGUAUGAAAUGGACCUUGAGUUAAUCCUUCAGACUGUGAAGUAGUUCAUUGUUUUAAUGUAAAUUCACUCUGUUCAGACCCACCUAUUUCAGUGCAGGAACCAAAUGGUCAUCCUCAUGUGGGGCACCAAUGGGUUAAUAAUGAGACUCAGGCAAUAGGAGACUCAGAACUGUACUGUAAAUCCAACCAUUAUCAGUUUUAUUAGUUGUAGGUGUGUUGCUAAUGCUAGUAUGAUGCUUGCAUCAAAAUGCAGUUCAUCUGUUAUGUCAACAUGAUAAUAGCUCUGACAGAGGCAGCAGGAAUAGAUUAAACCAGUAGUAUUGGCUAGCCAAACUAUUAACAUAAUAUUGUGUUUUUGUAUGAGCUCUCUCAUGGAAUAUGUCACAUGCUCCUGGGAGUCCUCUGGUGGCCACAUGGGCCCAAUGCAGGACUAAAUUAAUUUUAAUCCAAUAUACAUCAGAGGUGCAAUGAUCCUCAGGAUGGCAUGUAGGAUUAACCAUUUUAACCCAUCAGCUGUUUAAUAGGUGGUGGUUUUAGGAACCUUUCUGAUUCUCAAUCUUAGUUCACAAUCAUCUUAUUUCUCCUCCUAUGAUUUUACAGGAAACUGACUCCUCAAAAACAGAGCAAUAAAGAGACUGGCCAACUGUAAUAAAUGUGAUUGUUUCUAUUA
Lates calcarifer (barramundi perch) is the source of this 2362-nucleotide messenger RNA. RefSeq names its product peptidoglycan recognition protein 2 (gene pglyrp2). The coding region runs from base 238 to 1596 and encodes 452 amino acids. Gene Ontology annotation, biological process: peptidoglycan catabolic process; defense response to Gram-positive bacterium; detection of bacterium. The transcript is spliced from 4 exons. Gene Ontology annotation, molecular function: peptidoglycan immune receptor activity; N-acetylmuramoyl-L-alanine amidase activity; peptidoglycan binding. The record is from RefSeq and is a predicted model, not a curated record. NCBI's taxonomy places the organism in Eukaryota, Metazoa, Chordata, Actinopteri, Centropomidae.